AUGCGUGGGUAUCGAUGCAUAUUCGUGGCUUCACAAAGGAGUAAAAGGAAAGGCAACUGUGAUUUAGCAAUGGCAAAGCUCAAAGAGGGUAAUAUUAAUGUUGCAACAGAGAUGUUCCAGAGAGCAGUAAGUAUUACACCAUCCAUGGCACACCAACUUAUUGAGAUUCUGAAGUUAGAGAAUAUUGAGUUUAGUAGCUCCAUACGAGGCAGAUGCACAGUUGGCAUAUUUAUCCAGUCUUGA
Messenger RNA from Lactuca virosa, 243 nucleotides. Lineage: Eukaryota; Viridiplantae; Streptophyta; Magnoliopsida; Asterales; Asteraceae. The record is from the annotation of a GenBank genome assembly.